Molecule: messenger RNA, 2330 nt
Organism: Anneissia japonica
Lineage: Eukaryota; Metazoa; Echinodermata; Crinoidea; Comatulida; Comatulidae
Exons: 5
Coding region: 74-565 (163 amino acids)
Source: RefSeq, a predicted model, not a curated record
AUUAUUGAAGAAUAUUUCACACAGUCCACACUCACCACCUUAGGCCUAAGCCAACUAGGCCUAUCCGUUGAAAAUGGUUGCUACUCCAAGUAUUCUCACGAUCGUCAUUACGGCUGUUUUAAUUCAAAUAGCUAUGCUGUCUGCAGAAGAUUGCAAGACCAAUCGUGUUACAUGCAGAAAACUAAACAUAUUCAACCUCGAAGAAGAUUAUUCUAGAAAGGAUGAAUCUGACUGCAGGGCAACAGAGACUCCAAAAUGGGCUAAAAAAAUAGUGCACUACUUUAACCGCCAUAUUAAUGAAACAGUCAAGGAUUCAGGUAAAAAUGGAAGAAAAAUAACAGUUGGGAUUAAGCAGUUGUUAAGGAUGUUGAUGUAUUCAUUAAUUGAAUUGCCUUGCGAACGACUCGAUUGCAAGAAGUUAAGCACUGACGUCAUCGAAGCCUUCGAGUAUUUUCCUAAACCAGCAAAUACCACUUUAACUUGUAAAUUGAACCAGCCUGAUGUCUUAACCACUAGGCAACCGAGCUUGUGCUUGGUGGCUAGUGAUGAAUCCGAUCCCCAGUAGCAGUGGGUCACUGCACUUGCAAGCAUUUUUUUCCGUUGGAAAAUUGAACAAGAGGAACAAGCAAUGUACAUUAUAGAUUGUAUCCUGCGAGCGAGCACAUUGCUGUCCUUCAACAUAUGCGACAAAGUGGACAAUGAUAUGCCACAGAAGCUCGAACAGAAGCCCUAGACCUUUGGAUAGACUUCUUUUGAGAUGGGCGUUUUUUUCUACAAGGGCCAAAUUCUACAAUUCCAAAUUCUGUUUAAUACUUUUUAACUUUUAGCCAUGCUGGUUAAUAUGGAUACUCAUACGCUAUCUGAAUCUGAAAAGGCGGGCCAAAUCGGCCCAAGUCAAACUCGGUCCCAAGUCAACUCGGCCCCAAGCCAAUUCAGCCCAAUGUCAACUCGGCCUCAUGUCAACUCGGCCCCAAGUCAACUCGGCCCCAAGAAGGCAACUCGGUCGCAAGGCAACUUAAUCAUCAUCAUAAACAAAGAUGACUUUUUUUUUCUCUUUCAUCAACUAAUUUUAUCCAGUGCUUGUAUAAGUCAGGACGAUUUUGAAAAACAUUUAAUACAAUGUAUAUUGAAGGUUAUUGUAUGUUGUACAAUUGAAAAUUGAAAUCGUUGAUCAUUGUAAGUAUCUGGGCAUUGUCUUUAAUAUUAAUAGAUUGAACUGGAGUAGCCAUAUUGAUUUUUAUGUGUAAAAUAUUGAAUCAUGAUGUAUUGCUUGAGAAUUUUAUAUACAUUUGACUCCAGUGAACCUCAGUAUGUUGCAUGCAUUCUUCUUUAUAGAUCUAGUAAAUUUAUUUUUUAGACGUAUUUCCUUGCGUGUUGGGCUGGUGAUGCUGCCGUGGACAAAGAACGCUUUUGAACUUUCAGUAAAGUGAUUGGUUUUGAUUUUCCUCCCAUUAGUGAGGCGUAUUUAGCUUAUCAUCAGAAAAACUUUAAUAGUAUUGAGUUAGAAACCUCUCCUCUCCAUCAUGCUAUUAUAAACCAACUUAAUCAAAGUGGUAGAAUGAGGCUACGCAACGCGAAUAAGACAUCGCUAUGCCAAGUCCUUUAUACCCUCCGGCAUCACCCAGUCCAAUAAUUCAAGAAGACAACAAUUAUUGUAAUGUUUUAUUGUACUUGAUAAUAUCUUAAAUAAUAUUUUUAUACAUUAAAAAAUGUAUUAUGUAUUUUAAAAAAAGAUAUAAAAUGACCUUGUACAAUGAUUGUUAUUUUUCAGCCUCCAUUUUCAGCCUCCAUUGAGAUCCAUGGCUAAAUGGAAAAAAAGGAUUAGCCUUUAUCUUGUGAUUAAUCUCUUAGGUUAUCACACUUACACAUAAGCAAUCCUUGACUGAUGCACAUUUAUUUUAUAAUGUUAUGCCAUAAGUUAUAUAGUGGGCUACGAAUAAUGUUAUAUUUCAUGAUUUUGAACAUUUUCACGCUUUUCCCGUUAAAAUUGGAUAAGUACUUACGAAGAUAUGAUAUUAAUCACUGUUUUUGGUAAGGUUUUAGUCAGCUAUUCAAUAUAAUACCUUUCUGCGGAUAGCCAUUCAAGCAAGGCAUUACCUAUCAGCCAGAGAUGAAUAGAAACGCAUUUGCCAAGAAGAUGCAAUUGUUUGUGGGCCUAGGCUAUAUUACUAUAAUUGUAAGGAGGUGUUCUGAUGGACAUUUUUUAGGGACCUAUGUAUUAUACACUUUACAAUUAUUAUUAUUAUUAUUAUUAUUAUUAUUAUUAUUAUUAUUAUUAUUAUUAUUAUUAUUAUUAGCAUAUAUUAUUAGAAUAUAGCAAGCAAGAGAAA